AAAUAUGCAGAGGAGAAGCAGUGGAACAAUGAAGUUAUCAUGGAUUGGCUGGGAAAGCUCAAAGAUGUAGCUUGUGAUGCGGAUAAUGUUCUGGAUGAGUUUGCAACUGAAGCUCUAAUGCGAAUGGUGGAGAGAGAGAAAGGUGCGACAAGCCAAGUAAGUAGAUUCUUUUCUCUUCCAAACAGACUUAUAUUUCGCAUGAAAAUGGCACAUAAAUUGAAGAAUGUGAGGAAUAGACUGGAUGCCAUUUCUAGGGAGAGAUCUUUUCACUUGGGAGAGGGAGAUAAAAACAUGGAAGCUUUUGAUGUAGAAAAAAGACAAACUGGCUCACUUGUGAAUGAAAGUAAGAUUUAUGGAAGAGAUGAGGAAAAAGAAAAGAUCAUUGGAGUGUUGCUCACUAAUGUGUCUGAUGAUCAAGAUAAUCUGGCCAUUUAUGCUAUAUGGGGUAUGGGGGGCUUGGGUAAAACAACACUUGCACAAUUAGUCUACAAUGAUGCAAGGGUGAAGAGCCAUUUUGAAUUGGGAAUUUGGGUGUGUGUAUCAGAUGAUUUCCUGAUAAGAAGGUUGGUGAGGGCAAUCAUAGAAUCCAUUGAUGGUAGUGGAUGCGAUCUAUUAGAGUUAGAUCCACUACAGCAAAAGUUGCAAGAAAAAUUACGUGGGAGAAAAUUCUUGCUUGUCUUGGGCGAUGUCUGGAAUGAGAAUCAAGUGGAAUGGGACCGCCUAAAACAUACGUUGAUGUGUGGAGAGAAAGGUAGUAUGCUUAUAGUGACAACUCGGAUUGAAAAAAUUGCACUGAUGAUGGCCAGAGUACUUCCUAUACACCACAUUGGAUGCUUGUCAGAGGAUGAUUCUUGGUCCUUAUUUAAAGGACGUGCAUUUGGGUUGGAAAGGGCCGAAGAAAGAUCAGAAUUGGAAUCAAUUGGCAAGGAAAUAGUGAAGAAGUGUGGAGGCGUACCUCUAGCAAUAAAAGCUCUUGGAAGCCUUGUGUACCCAAAAAGAAGCAAACUUGAAUGGUUAUUUGUGAAAGAAAGUCAGAUUUGGAAUUUACCGAAAAGUGAGAAUUCCAUCCUGCCUGCCCUCAUGUUGAGCUAUCACCAUCUAUCCCCACAUCUAAGGCAAUGUUUUGCUUAUUGCUGUGUAUUUCCCAAAGAUCGUGAGCUUGAGAUGGAUGAUUUGAUACAACUGUGGAUGGCUAAUGGUUUUAUCCCCUCCAAAGGACCAUCGGAGUUGUAUGAUUUUGGUGUUGAUAUCUUCAAUGAAUUAGUACGGAGGUCUUUCUUUCAAGAUGUCAAGGAGGGGUAUCCCGGCUAUAUAACGUGUAAAAUGCAUGACCUUAUGCAUGACCUUGCUCAAUCUAUUAUGAGGCAUGAAUGCGUUGCAUUGGAAUCCGGUAAAGAUGUGAGAGUUGAAGGCAGGAUUUUUCAUAUGUAUUUUGGCAUGAUCUCAUCACAAGACAAUUAUUUGAAUGAGGACCUACAUAAAGUUCGAUCUCUACGCUCAUGCAUUGAUGCAUUUGAUUGUACAGCUUCUCUGCCAUUCUUCGUGAAACAAAAGUAUCUUCGGGUAUUGGGUUUUAGAUUUUUCGUCCAGGAAGUACCAAGAUCAAUCAACAAUUUAAAACAUUUAAGGUAUCUUAACAUGUCUGGGUCUAUGAUCAAAGUUUUACCUGAAUCAACAACCUGCCUCUUGAACUUGCAAACGUUGAAACUAGAUUAUUGUUACUCUCUUUGUAAGUUACCCAAAGGAAUGAAGCACAUGAAAAACCUUAUGUAUCUUGGGAUCACUGAAUGUAUUUCUCUUACUCGUAUGCCUGAAGGAAUAGGACAAUUAACUUCCCUCCAAUCAUUGAGCUUCUUCAUUGUUGGCAAGGAAAAAGGUUAUCAAGUAAGUGAGUUGAAAGGGCUAAACCUUGCGUAA
Messenger RNA from Quercus lobata, 1917 nucleotides. Its product is annotated as putative disease resistance protein RGA3. The coding region runs from base 40 to 1917 and encodes 625 amino acids. The transcript has a single exon. The record is from RefSeq and is a predicted model, not a curated record. Gene Ontology annotation, molecular function: ADP binding. NCBI's taxonomy places the organism in Eukaryota, Viridiplantae, Streptophyta, Magnoliopsida, Fagales, Fagaceae.